Messenger RNA from Cydia splendana, 1328 nucleotides. It is a transcript of the gene ECSIT, whose product is annotated as evolutionarily conserved signaling intermediate in Toll pathway, mitochondrial. Gene Ontology annotation, cellular component: mitochondrion. The transcript has 5 exons. Lineage: Eukaryota; Metazoa; Arthropoda; Insecta; Lepidoptera; Tortricidae. Gene Ontology annotation, molecular function: protein binding. Gene Ontology annotation, biological process: cell surface receptor protein serine/threonine kinase signaling pathway; innate immune response. The coding region runs from base 169 to 1290 and encodes 373 amino acids. The record is from RefSeq and is a predicted model, not a curated record.
UGUUCAAUGUAUUUAUUAUUGCUCGGAUUUUCAAUUUUUAUGCAAGAAUAUUAAUAAAAACACAAAAAUCACCUAAAUGUUGACUUAAACGAGUCAUUGUGAAAUAUGUUAGUGCAAAUUACAAAAUAAGAUUAAGAAUAAAUAAUAAAAUUCGUAACAUAACCUACAAUGGCUACAAAGAUGCUAAGAAAUAUUUUGCGAACUAAGCCGCCAAACAUAUUGUUUAGGCGUUGGGAGGGUACAGAAAAGAAGGUCGUUGUAUAUGAUCCAUUUGUAAAUAAGCCACAGAAGAAUAAGGAGACGUAUUUGGAAGUAAUAAAGAUGUUCGAAGGCCGGGACACUAGGCGGCGGGGGCACGUCGAGUUCAUUUACGCAGCGUUAGGAAGAAUGAAGGAGUUUGGUGUGCAGAAAGAUUUGGAAGUGUAUAAGGCGCUGGUGGAAGUGCUGCCGAAGGGAAAGUUUAUAGCUGAGAAUAUAUUUCAAGCGGAGUUCAUGCAUUAUCCGAAACAGCAGCAGUGUGCUGUUGAUUUACUUGAACAAAUGGAAGAUAAUGGUGUCAUGCCCGACUCGGAACUGGAACAAAUACUCCUAAACACCUUCGGUCGGAGAGGCAUACCACUCCGGAAGUUCUGGCGUAUGCUGUACUGGAUGCCCAAGUUUAAGAACCUAAGUCCAUGGUACUUGCCGGAUGAGCUGCCGGUGGAUGUGAUGGAGCUGGCAAAACUUGCUAUACAGAGGAUAACUUCAGUUGAUCCUGAUACUAGAGUUGAAGUUUGGCAGGCAGAAGAAAUAGAAGCAUCACUAGACAAAACCUGGAUAGUCAGUGCCCAGAGUGACGCACAGAAGAUCCUACUGGCAGAACAGCCGGUAGAUGAACCAUUAGUUGUGAGAGGGCCGUACAAAGUUUGCAUUCGGGACCAGUUCGUCACAUACUUCCUGUUGCUGGGGAAGAUUAGACCAGAGAUAAAGGAUAACAGUGAUCCUGAUGAUGUUUCAAAUCUCAAAAAGCCUUCAGGCAUACCUGGCUUCAUUGGACAAACGACAUUACCGUCAACCAGAUGUAUAGUGCACGAACAAGAUGAUGGGACGAUACUGUCUGUGUGUGCCACAGGGACAUCAUCAAGGGACUCCCUACUCUCCUGGAUAAGAUUAUUAGAAAAGAACGGCAAUCCUUUACUAUCUAGCAUACCAGUCAUGUUCACACUCACAGCGCCACCCAACGACCUUACGGUACCUGAGACGCAACCAGCGACUGGUAAUGAAAAGGAAAAGGUAGCUGGCACAAGCUAGUCAAUAUAUUAUUGUUAGUAAUAAAACUAGUUGAAUUA